CGGAGGGAGACGGGCAUUUGGUUUGGGGUCUGCUUUUGGGAUGGAGUGUGAGAUCAUCAGGAUCGAUCUGACGCUUGUCUGCCUCCCUUCACCUCUCUCUCUCUCUGUCCAAGACUGGCAUCGACAGCUUGGGUUCUUCUUUCAAACAAUAGGCUCAGGCCCACACUCGAGCAUCGUUCAUCCGUCCUUCUCUUCCAAGUUCCAACUAAAACAUAAACCCUCCCUUUCCCCUUCCAGUCCUCUUCCAUGUACCCUGGAGGCCGUUGCACAGCUCCUGUGCUUUGAUUUUCUCCUCUUCUUGGAUACUACAUUGUGAUGACCGAGAUCUAAUCCGUCUCUCUCUCGCUCUCACCUGUGCUCUUCGCCUUGCCUAAUAGAGAAACCAGUGGAUGGUGGUGGUUUAAGGUUUUAGAGCUGAGGUGGUGGUUUUUGGUGAAGGAAGCAUGUGCCUUGGAUGGCCAAAGAAUUUGGAAGCAGGAGGAGCAAGACGAGGCCAAGCAUCAGCACCACCAGCAAGAGGAGAGGAGUUACGCGCUAAUUAGGCAACAAACACAGCGCAAGUUCAGUAACAUUGGUUGGUAAGAUAAUCAGAAACUGGAAGAGGGAGGUGGGAAGGAGGAGAAGGAUCUGGAUCCGAGGAGAACUCUUUAUCUUCAAAUUCCUGCAGAGGCAAACGAAAGCGAAAGAGGAGAUUCGGGAGAGCAACAGGAAUUCCAGAAAGAAGAAGAAGAAGAAGAAGUUGCUAGGUCGCUUGGCGGCUUCCAACUCCACCAAUUCCACUUCGAUAAACAAGGUUCUUCUUUUUGGGGGUCGUCUUCUUCUUUAGCUGCUGCCACGGCUUCCUCCUCCGAGUAUGCGCUCCUUCCUGAGCGGAUGGGGGAGGGUGACGCCGUCGGCUACGGCCAGCUCUCCUUCCUCCGCCACCAGCCGCCGCGGCUGCCGCAGACGCCGUCGAGGUAUGGAAGCAGGGAGAAGGGUGCUGCGGUGGGGGAAAUCGUGGAGGUGCACGGGGGCCAUAUUGUGCGCUCCACAGGACGCAAGGACCGCCACAGCAAGGUGUGCACCGCCAAGGGCCCCCGCGACCGCCGUGUGCGCCUCUCCGCCCAUACGGCCAUCCAGUUCUACGACGUGCAGGACCGCCUCGGCUACGACCGCCCCAGCAAGGCCGUCGAUUGGCUCAUCAAGAACGCCAAGGCCGCCAUCGACGAGCUCGCCGAGCUGCCGCCCUGGAUCCCAACCGCUACUGUUGCCGCCGCCUCCUCUCACCGGCAUAUCCUUCCCCAGACAUCUUCAGAUCAGCCCCUCGGCACUGAGCACCCCGUCGACGCUGCUACUGCUUUAUACUUCACCAGGGACGGCGGUGGAGGAGAAAAUGUAAGUGCCAGUUUUCUGCCGCCAUCCAUGGACACUGACUCCAUUGCGGACACAAUCAAAUCCUUCUUCCCGACAGCUGCAACUCCCGCGGCCACCUCGCCGUCUUCUAGCCCUUCCAUCGGCUUCCAAGCCUACUCUUCGGAUCUCCCUUCGCGAGCUGACGGUCAAAUCAAGGACCUCCGCCUCUCCCUCCAGUCUUUCCAAGAUCCGAUUCUUCACAAUCCAGAACCCGCCCAUCACCACGUCCAAUUCCAUCAGAGCUCAGCUCCGCCCACCCACAGUAGUCAUUUCCCGCCCUCCGCCCAAUUCGCCUUCGACGCUGCAGUCUCCGCCGGCUGGGCCGAACAGAGCCAGCGCAUUGUUCCAUGGAAUCUGAUGGAGACGAGCGGCGGCGGUCCUGGAUAUGUUUUCAGCUUUCCGCCGCCACUGGCCGUGCCGCUGCACUCUGUGUUCGGCCAAACCCAACUUUUUUCUCAGAGGGGACCCCUUCAGUCCAGCAACGCCCCCACUGUCCGCGCCUGGGGCAGCCCUGUCGAUGCCGCCACCCAUCACCAGAUGCAACCUCCGUCGAUGUCCUCCAUUGGAUUUGCACCCGGUGCCGGCUUCUCAGGGUUCCGGAUCCCGGCGCGGUUUCAGGGCGAAGAGGAGCACGACGGCGUCGCAGACAAGCCGCCGCCCUCUGCUUCCUCUAAUUCUCGCAAUUGACACACAGAGCAGUAAGAAGAGGAAUCGCGAUCACCAAUCUCCACACCUCCAUGGUAAAUUCCUCAUUUCGAUCGACCAUUUCCUAUUAUUCUAAUUAAGAGAUUUUAACCUUCUUCUUCACAGUGACUGGAUUCCAUUGCUUCAAUUUUGGAGGUUCCUCUCUUCUCUCCGUCAUUUUCUUCUCUAUCGUUGUUGUAUGAGUCUUAAAAAACCUACUCUUUUGUGUUGUCGUGUUUAAUUUUCAGCUCGCGUGUUUUGUUUCUGUUGUGUAGAUUGCUUAUUGUGGUUUCUUGAGUGAGUUGUGUUUUGAUUCUGGCUUUGCCAAAAGAGAGCACAAGUGAAGUGUUAUAUCUGGAAAUGUCUUCGUAGAUUUGCGGUUGUCUCUCUUACGGUUUCAGGAAUAAAAUCUAAAGAUGUCCGUUCGGAUUUAGAUAA
Molecule: messenger RNA, 2514 nt
Organism: Zingiber officinale
Lineage: Eukaryota; Viridiplantae; Streptophyta; Magnoliopsida; Zingiberales; Zingiberaceae
Product: transcription factor PCF5-like
Exons: 2
Coding region: 874-2079 (401 amino acids)
Biological process (GO): regulation of secondary shoot formation
Cellular component (GO): nucleus
Molecular function (GO): DNA-binding transcription factor activity; sequence-specific DNA binding
Source: RefSeq, a predicted model, not a curated record